GCCGCGGCAGCCAUGGGACCGCGGGAGCCGCGCCGCCGGCUGGAGGCGGUGCUCGGCGCCCUCUACGACCUGGGUGAGGAGCCCGGAGGCGGGCGGUGCGCUGCAGCGGACGGCGAAGCGAGAGCAGUGCUGCCGCCAGUGGAGGAAGAAGAGGAGGAGGAGGAGAGACGGGAGCCUCAGCCGGCGGCGGGCGGGCGGCGCGGGGCCCGCGGCUUCUUCGGGGAGCUGCGGGCCGAGCUGAGCGCCGCCAGCCCUGCCCCGCCGGCCCCCGCCGGCCCGCCCGCCGUGGAGGUCGUGGUGUUCCGCGGGAGGAAGAGGAAGGAGCGGCACGGCCCCUCGGCAGCGCCCGUGGGCCCAGCACAGACUCAAAUAGUGAAUGAAGAGAAAAAUGCAGUCAGACAAGAAUUUAACUUUGAAAAGGCUCGCCUGGAAGUGCACAAGUUUGGAAUCACUGGCUACAAGAAGCAGGAGCAACGUGUUUGGGAACAGGAGCGUGCUAUCAUGCUGGGAGCCAAGCCCCCCAAAAAGGCACAUAUGAACUACAGGACUUACCAAGAGAAACUGAAAGAGAAAAAAGCAGUGAAAGAUGCUGAUAAGGAAAAGGAACAUAAAGGUGAUUCUCUUAAGAAGAAGAAGAAGCAGAAAGAACAGGAGAGGAAGGCCAAGAGGAAGAAAUCAGUGCCUAGCAUUUGGCCUGCAGGACAAGUUGGAAAAUUCAGAAAUGGGACCUUGAUUCUGCAAAGCCGUGACAUAAAGAAAAUUAAAUCAUCUAAAGUUAGAAAAUGAACUUCAUGAUACAGAGUGAAAUGGACAAUAUGCAAAUAUGCAUAAGAGAAUUCACAUUGCUAGCAACACAGACUUCUGGGGCCUUUUGCCUAAGCACCAUAUCCUAAUUUUUUAAUCUUAUUUGUUAUUACAGGAUUUUUAUGUACCAUUCUGCUUUGGGAUGGGUAUUAGAAUUUACUAUUUUAUAAAUAAAGAUAAUAAAGAUUAGAGUUCUUAUUAAGAA
Messenger RNA from Agelaius phoeniceus (red-winged blackbird), 1009 nucleotides. The record is from RefSeq and is a predicted model, not a curated record. Lineage: Eukaryota; Metazoa; Chordata; Aves; Passeriformes; Icteridae.